CAAGGCUCCUUCCACCCCAGGCUCCUUCCACCAAUGAGCGCUGCCCUGCCUGUUGAUUCACAGUACUGUUACUUCUAAUGAAUUCAGUUGAGAUGUUUGCAGCCAGAUUCCAGGCGAUGCAGCUUAGUACAUCAGCGUGUAUGUAACUCGACGUAGAGAGCAGUGUGUGCAGGCCAUGUCAAUGUGAAGGCUUACAGCGAUACUUUUAUUACAAAGUUGCCUUGAAGAACUCCUAACCCACCAGUCACAUCCUGUGGGUAAGUGAGAGGAAAGUCCAUACAGUGAUUAUAGUGACUGGGGAAUUUGCAAAGGAUACAAUGCACACAUAUAACUGGACUAUCUAUAUGCUCUUAAAUAAUACACUGUAUUCAUAUAUCUGACUUAAAUUCUAUAAUGUGCGAAAUGUUACACUGUAUUCAUAUAUCUGAAUUAAAUUCUAUAAUGUGCUAAAUGUUACGCUGGAUUCAUAUAUCUGAAUUAAAUUCUAUGAUGUCCUAAAUGUUACGCUGGAUUCAUAUAUCUGAAUUAAAUUCUAUGAUGUCCUAAAUGUUACACUGUAUUCAGAUAGUUGAAUAUAGCUGUUUGCAUGGUCUAAUGUACUAUGUACUGAAAUAUUACUGUAUAAAAGUUACAUUGUAAAAUUGUAAAAGGUUAUAUUACAUACACAUAGCUCAAUUAAAUUAUAUACAGUAUGAAUGUUAUAUUAUAUACACAUAGCUCAAUUAAACUAUAUACUGUAUAAAGGUUAUAUUAUAUACACAUAGCUCAAUUAAACUAUAUACUGUAUGAAGGUUAUAUUAUAUACACAUAGCUCAAUUAAACUAUAUACUGUAUGAAGGUUAUAUUAUAUACACAUAGCUCAAUUAAACUAUAUACUGUAUAAAGGUUAUAUUAUAUACACAUAGCUCAAUUAAACUAUAUACUGUAUAAAGGUUAUAUUAUAUACACAUAGCUCAAUUAAACUAUAUACUGUAUAAAGGUUAUAUUAUAUACACAUAGCUCAAUUAAACUAUAUACUGUAUAAAAGUUAUAUUAUAUACAUAUAGUUAAAUCAAACUAUAUACUGUAUCAAGGUUAUAUUAUAUACAUAGAGCUCAAUUAAACUAUAUACACUGUAUACAUAUAACUAUAUACUCAGACAUAGACAGACAGACAAGCAGGAAUGCACACAGGACAUUCAGUACCAAUCACAUAUUAUGAUAGUCAUGAAGGGGUUAAUGCAGUGUGUGCAUAUAUUUCUGUAUGAUUAUACUAUAAUGUGGUUGUGAAACCUAUGAUUAAUUGACCCUUUGAGUGCCUGAAUGUAUCCAGGUCAGUUAUUGUCACUGGGGGGAUUAUUGUAGUGCUCUCUGCGUGUUGAAGUUUUGUGAGCUGUAUGUGUUACAUGUUGUGUGUGAGAUGUGUUGUGUACAUGUGGUGGUAAUCUGUGAGCCACAUUCUGUGUCUGGGAAAGGUGUGUCUAAACUGUACACAGUUCAUUGAUAUUGGAAUCAGGACAUUAACGCCUGUGAGCUUUGUCACGUACUUAAUGCAGACUAGCGAAAUGGUCAGGAACUGCUCUCUAUAUUACUCAUCUGUCUGAUAUACCCAGCACGUUAAUAUACUGAGCUAUACUGUAACUGUCCAGUAGAACGUGCAUGCAUGGUAAUAUACUAUGUACUUAAAUAUACUAAGCAACGGUUGAACUAUCCAGUCGGAUAUACCCGGUGUGUGCAUGGUAAUUUACUAAGCUAUGCUGAAACUGUCCAGAUAUACCGUGUCUGCAUGUAAAUAUACUAAGCUAUACUGAAACUGACCAGAUAUACCCUUUGUAUGCAUGGAAAUAUACUAAGCUAUACUGAAACUGACCAGGUAUACCUUGUGUCUGCAUGUAAAUAUUCUAAGCUAUACUCUAACUGUCCAGAUAUACCCUGUGCCUUCAUGGAAAUAUUCUAAGCUAUACUGUAACUGUCCAGGUAUACCCUGUCUCUGCAUGGAAAUAUACUAAGCGAUACUGUAACUGUCCAGGUAUACCCUGUAUCUGCAUGUAAAUAUACUAAGCUAUACUGAAACUGACCAGGUAUACCCUGUGUCUGCAUGGAAAUAUACUAAGCGAUACUGUAACUGUCCAGGUAUACCCUGUAUCUGCAUGUCAAUAUACUAAGCUAUACUGAAACUGACCAGGUAUACCCUGUGUCUGCAUGGAAAUAUUCUAAGCUAUACUGUAACUGUCCAGAUAUACCCUGUCUCUGCAUGUAAAUAUACUAAGCUAUACUGAAACUGACCAGGUAUACCCUGUGUCUGCGAUACUGUAACUGUCCAGGUAUACCCUGUAUCUGCAUGUAAAUAUACUAAGCUAUACUGAAACUGACCAGGUAUACCCUGUGUCUGCAUGGAAAUAUACUAAGCGAUACUGUAACUGUCCAGGUAUACCCUGUAUCUGCAUGUCAAUAUACUAAGCUAUACUGAAACUGACCAGGUAUACCCUGUGUCUGCAUGGAAAUAUUCUAAGCUAUACUGUAACUGUCCAGAUAUACCCUGUCUCUGCAUGUAAAUAUACUAAGCUAUACUGAAACUGACCAGGUAUACCCUGUGUCUGCGAUACUGUAACUGUCCAGGUAUACCCUGUAUCUGCAUGUAAAUAUACUAAGCUAUACUGAAACUGACCAGGUAUACCCUGUGUCUGCAUGGAAAUAUACUAAGCUAUACUGAAACUGUCCAGAUAUACCCUGUGUCUGCAUUGUCUAAUAUACUUAUAUACCAUGUUUCUGUGUCUGUCUAUGUACGUAAAUAUACUGAGCUAACCUGUAACUAUCCAGAUUUACCCCAUGUCUGCAUGAUCUAAUAUACUCUGUACUGAAAUAUACUGAGCUACUUUGUAUCUGCUUGAUCUAAUAUACUCUGUGAUUAAAUAUACUGAGUUACAAUGUAACAGUUUAGCCAGAUAUUCCCUGUGUCUGCAUUGUCUAAUAUACUCUGUGCUUAAAUAUACUGAGCUAACAUGUAACUGUUUAUUCAGUAAUACUCUGUACAUAUAUGAUCUAAUAUACCAUGUUCUUAAAUAUACUGAGUUAACUUACAAUAUAACUGUUCAGCCAGAUAUACCCUGUGUCUGCAUGGUAAAAUAUACACCGUACAUAAAUAUGCUGAUCUCCCCUGUAACUGUUUGUCCAGAUAUAUAAGGUGCGUGUGGCUAAUAAACUGUUGUCUUAUGGUCUGACUGACCACAGUAGGGGUGGCAUUUUGAUUACUCAAGUUUUUAGAAUUAUUUUGAAAUUGGAAGGGUGAAACAUCAUGUAUUUAUACUUUAUUAAUCUGCAAUUCUUUGUUCUCUAUUAUGGUCUGAUAUAUACUCUGCCAGCGAUUUCUCAUUUUAUAGUAAUUGAUUCGCUUGUGUAAUUAGUUUAGAAUAAUUUGUUAUACUGAAACACAUUUUACAUGCCAGCUUACCUCCAACAGCAAACAUCUCUGGUUUAACCACAAACUUUUUCCUGGGGCAUCAAAAAUGUACCCGUUUCCAGACCUGUGAGCAAUGCAUUGGGCACUUUCUGGGUAAAUGCAGAACUUUCACUUUAAUGGUGACACUUCCAUAGUCCCUUGUCAUAGUAAAUGCUACUAAAGUGCUUACUAGGCCGAGUAGAGUGGCAGAGGUAAGUACACAACACACUUACCUCUUCAGCACUUCCAUGUCCAGGUAAUGUCAUGUGCCAGUAAGACUCUUGGCAGGACACAGUCAAAUCUUAAUUCAAUCUAAAAAUCUUUUAAGAGAUCUAUGUCAAUAUACCUCAGCACAGAAUACAUCUGUCAUGGUUGAAUAUAUUUAUUACCUGUUAUCCUGUUAUGUAUAAAAUUUAUAUAUGUGUGUAUGUUUGUGUGUAUAUAUAUAUAGUUUGUAUAUUGCAUAUAUUGUAUUUUUGUAAUAUUGUAUCCUAUUGUAACAAUGCAAUGUUUUGUGGAUCCAGGACAUACUUGAAAAUGAGAAAAAUCUCAAUGUAUCCAUCCUGGUAAAAUAUUUUAUAAUAAUAAUAAUAAUAUAAUAAUAUUUUAUAGUAAAUAAAUACAUUUGUCAGCCAUUGUCUCCAUAGUGCCUUAAUAAUGCAUGGCACUACAGAGGUUAAAUUAAUCUGUACAGGACAUCCAGGCAUAUAGUGUAAAUUAUAAAACAAAGACUACAGAAUGUUUUUUGUUUUUUAAAUAGCACCAAGCUAUAGUUAACUUUAGUUAUUUAUGAGAAAGUGCCACAUCAAAUUCAGUAACAAAGUUACCUCUCAGCCUUGACUGAUAUUGAAUUGCUAUUGAUCUGUUCAAAAACUUUCUCACUUCUUUUUUGUUCAUUGGUUUUGCCUGGGAAAUUUGCAUAAAAAGAAAGAUUAAAAAAAAACAAACAAAAACGUAAUCCAAUUGGAGACUUUAUUUGUUCGUUACAAUAUGCCAUUACCUCCAAAGUGACAAUUCCUCAUUAAAAGAAAACAAAAACUAAAAGGUAUGCUUGCUCUUUGUGAGGCAGCCCCAUGUGGGUUUCAGAUGUUUUUGUUAACAAACAUUUGAGGUUGUAAUGCAAACAAGCUUGCAAACAAAAUGCAAAUGUCUUUUUUAGAAAAGAAUUUACAUUACACCGUGUGUCUCACUAUAAGUGUAAUAGAAUCCUAUGUAAACAUGAAAAUUCACACUUAAAAACCUGAACUUGUCACGUCUCUUUUACAGCACUGUAACUUCACAAAAUAGUGUCUAGGUCAUACAUUGGGCAUAUUGUUUUACUCAGAAGAUGUAAUUGAGCAUUAUUUGGGGGAUUUUAUGACAGUGGUACAUAUCAAGUGUAAGAAAUACUCAGCAAAAAUGCAAAAUGUAUGUAAAAAUGCAAUUUUUUUCCCCUCACCACAAACAGUGACAUAAAUUGGUGAAAAAAUGGUGACAAGUUAAAGCACAAUAUACACCAUAUAAGAUACCCCGAGGUGUCUGCUUUAUCAAAUGAAAGCCCUUUGUGGGCUUAAUUGAACAGUAAAACUGCUAUAAUACCCCAAAAUUAGACCUAGGCCCAUCAUAUCCAUCUAUGAAAAUUCCAACUAUAGAAACUGAAAUAGCCUUGUCUCUUAUAUGGCAUUGUAGCUUUACAGAAAAGUGCCAAAGGCGUACAAUGGGAGUAUCAUUAUACUCAGCAGAUGUAGUGACCACAAUAUGGGUUAUGUGCAGGAAUAUAGCACACACCAGCUUUACGAAAUACACAUUACAAAAAACUUGUUAUAUGUGUAUAUGCCAAAAUAGAGAAAAAACACAAUUUUUCUCCAAUAUUUAGCAGAGAUUGGCAAUGAAAUGGCUACGCAAAAAGUGUCAAACUAACCUUAGGUAAAUAGCCUAUGAUGUCUACUUUAUAUAAAUAUAUACUUUUGCAUGGCAAUUUUAUUUUCUGUGAUGGCUACUAAAUCUUGUAGACAAACAUACCAACUUCUAAAAUUGUUUCACAUUGAAAUUUUAUUUUAGUCCUUGUAUUUUGUUACCUGUAACUUUCAAAAUAAGCUGAAAUCCUAUACAUAUUAUGUACUCUAUAAAUCAAGACACAUAAAUGCAUUUAUUUUUAAUUACUUAUUCUAAGCUGGACAUAUUAUGCACACGCUAUUAUUGCCAAAACUGUAAAAAAAAACUUUUUGUUUUUUUCCAUUUUUUUCCAUUUUAUUUUUAUAAUUAAUGAGAAUGUAUCUAUCUAUAUGUGACAUCAAAUUAAAGCCCCUUUUCCCUCUAAAAAAACGGUAUAUAAGAUGUGUUGGUGCAAUAAAUGACAAAGAUGCAAUUUGCGUUUGAGCACAAACAGCAAAAAAUGCAAAAAUGGCUUGUGUCCUUAAGGGUAAGUCCAGUUUUUGAAGCUGCGUCCUCAAGGGGUUAAAUACUUUGUUAUUAUCAUUAUUGCUCUUACGAUAUUCAUAAAGAAUCUUUAUAAAAAAAUCACAUAAAAUCCGCAUUGGAAUUGUAGUUACAUUUUAACACAAUAAAAAUAUUGCAAGUUUCUACAUUUUCCAGUGGAGUAAAUUAUUCAUUUAGCUCCUGCCAAGAGCUGCAGACAUGGGUCUGGACCAGGAGUAGGUGGUGCCAAGAAAGAAGAGGUUACGGAAAGUGAAUCACCCAUUUUCCACAUCUUAUGGAGCUAUCAUGCAAGUAGACAUGUCAUAUUAUUGACUCUUUGAAAAAAAAUGUGACAGUGCUGCUUCAAUACUCAAGAAAUAACAAGGAAUAUUGCAAAACAGAAAACUAUUUUUAAUAACAAGACUCAAGGACUUAGAAAAGGAAAACACUCUCAAUAUCUUCCUAUAAAACUGGACAUCCUCAGGAAUCUGGACAUCCAUUCUAAAAAUUAAUCUCAAAUUAACUGAAGGAUAUCACAGCCCUUUGGUUGCUAUCAGAAGCAAUGUGCUCUUUGGCUGCACAGAAUGAAGAGAAGGACCUCAUAGCUUGAGCCUUAAGUCCUGAAGGAGGUUGGAUGACUGGAGGCUCAUAUACUCAACCUACUUGGGUGACCUUUGAAAUAUCCAGGGGAUGACAAAUAAUUUCAACACUUUUACAUGACAAGGUAGCUCUCUAGACAAGCCACAGAUUGUCCCAUAAAUCAUCUGUAUUCUCCUCCUAACAUUCCUAUCAUUUCUGGGAAUUUGUGAGGUAACCACUUUUUGUUGGAACAGACACAGGAGGUGUAUUUAACACCAUAUCUUGGUGGAAAGACCUGUGUCGGAACACCAUCUGAGAAAACUGAACAAACUGUAUCUCAUUUAGCAAGUCAGUCGUUCAAUAUCUGGCUAAGAGUACUUACUACAGACAGGGCAGGACUGGAAAUGUUUGACCUUGGGAGUAAGUACAAAUGAAAGAUCUUUUUUAGAUGGAGACUUCAACCUCAAUCAGUAUGACCUGCACAGCAUAAGAGUGCUUUCACAGAAAUGUGCGCAUUUUGCGAUUGACUCCCAAAACUCAGUUUCAUUAAAGUUUUAAUUAAACCCACAGCCACUUGUAAUCAACUCCAGGUCAUACAUACCUACCAUAGUCUAGCAACCAGCUGGCCACAGGUACUGCAGUCUCUCAGGAAAUAUCUCACUGGACAUUUAAGGCCUGGAAAACCAUUGAGGUUAUAGACUAAGCACAAGCCUCACUCAAUGCUGGAUUAGCAAAUGCCCAUCACAAUUCCUGUUUUCUUCCCAAGUACGCUACUAACAGGCAUCCCAGCACAUCUAUAGUUGCUUUGAAUCAUGAGAAGAAUGGUGCUGUGACACAGCAGGCAUCUAUCAGUGUAUGUAAGUGAUGUGGGGAGCAAUUGCCCACCUUGACAAACAUCCACUGAUUAUAGACACUGAGAAGCCUUUUGACAAUGUUUUUUUCCACUGAAUUUACAUGGCCAAGUGUGAGCAGAUCGAUGGAAGAUUAAACUUUGAUAUAAGAGUUUCAGGAGAGGAGGGUAUUCCUUAGGAGUUCUGGAGCCAGCGUUAUGUGAUUGAUGACGAAAACAAACAUCUUGCAUAAUUAUAGGGUAGUUGUGGAUGUCAUGACUAUUCUUGUAUUGAACCGAAAAAAAGAGAGAUCUUCUUUGUUAUGUAAGUAAAAAGAGUUAAAGAGCCCCCACCUUAUUUUUUCAUUACACAAGGAUUUUGCACACUCUGGAAUUCCUGCGGAGGGGGACUCAGAUCUCCCUCUACAAACAGAUGCAAGGAUGCAAUGGAUUUCAGCAGUUUUGGGCUGAAGUCUGGCCACUGAUCACAAAACUAUGUAUCGUUACACAAUAUAUAACAUGAUUUUCCUAUUAUUUGAAAAGAGUGCAUUCUGUUUUCAAACUCCAAAUCUUGAGGGAAUCACAUAUACAUUCACCUUUCGAAGGGUCAGUGUGACAAGACCCAAAAGGACCUAUUUGUUUUCCAGAAAUGUUUAUUGUCUAGAGAGGGGUUAAAAAAUCAACAUAUGUACUCUAUUUAUGGCGAAAACCCAGAAAUCCUUGUCUCUUCUUUAGCUAAGUUUAUUGUAUUUAUUUUCAGUAUUAUUGUAGAACAUUGUUGCUGUGAAAAGUGGAUUCCCCCCACUCAAAGUGCAGAAAAAGUCAAUGGCAAGGACUUUUGUCGCACCAUGUCCCACGCCUGACCUAGGCAGCUGAGUGAAUAAUUUAAAGUAUGGUCCUUACCUUUAUUUAAUAGUCAUCUUGAAUUUAUCCAGGUUGUAAGUAAUUCGUGUAAUUAAUUAAUUAAUAAUCGGUACAGAGGAAUCUUCAUCAAAAGAAGGAUUUAAUGCCCUUGAUUAAGUUCUAACAUGGUAAAAAUGGAGAAGUCCAGCUGUGCUCAGAUUAUAAUGGAAUUGGAGUAUCUUUAAAAUAUUUCUCUGUCUUUAUAUAUGUGGCUAAAUGUUAUUGGAAUAUGAGCUAACAGGUAGGACAUGUAGGUGACCAGAUGCUGUAAGUUGUAAUAAAUUACUAUAAUAUAAAUGACAGAUUUUAAAUACAUUUAUACACAAUUUUGAGAACAGGUCAUGACCAAUAACAGGCUACUUUCUACUUGGAAAAUUGUGUUGCAACACUUUCCGUUUAGAAUAACCUUUUUUUUCACAGUUCUGCAACAUUUAGCAGAUCCGAAAUAACUUUUUCCCCCAACUGCUCGACUGCUGUUUUAAACAUCAUUCGUCAAAGGUUCUUUCUCCAUCUCAAUUAGUAUUCCGCAGCAACAGCUGUAUUACAGAUGGUCUGCUUUGAUCAAUCAAUAUAAUGGAGACCCUUUGAGAUGAAAAGGGAAUGUGGAGAAAAUAUACAAAUUUACAGUUUUUAUACUGGUUCAUUAAUAUUACACGUCCUCUGUACACGGAUUUAAAGCCACAGGCAGAUUUAAUGGAUUAAAAAAGGCAAAGCAAUGUUUCAACCUACUAAGAGGUUUUUAUCAGCUUGAUAAAGACCUCUUAGUAAGUCAAAACAUUGCUUUGCCUUUUUGACCCAGUAAAUCUGCCUGUGGCUUUAAUUCUGUGAUUGCCUGAAGAUUUUUUCUGUUUUAAAAACAGGAGGGACAGCACCUAAAGAAUCAUUAACCCCUUAAGGACACAUGACAUGUGUGACAUGUCAUGAUUCCCUUUUAAUACCAGAAGUUUGGUCCUUAAGGGGUUAAACCACAGCCACCACAGCAAGCUGUAGUGCUUAUAGUGUUUAGAUAAUUCCUUGGAGUAUGAUUACUAACAUUUUGGUUGCUCGAACUCUUGAAAACCAUUGUUAUCCUGUGUUCAAAUUUGUCCUGUUUGUGUGUUCACUAUCUCGCCUUUGUGAGCAAACAAACCUUUUUUUUCUUUCGAGACAGUUUAAAAAAACGCGUUCCUAGUGAGGGAAACCUCAGAUGUUGUUGACUAUGUUUCAUGUAGUACAAUGGAUACUGAUUGCAAAAGACUAUACACAAAAUGACAAACGUACCAGGACAGUGCUAAGCGUAGGAUUCUGUUCUAUUUAGCCAUGGCUUCAUCUACUGUAUCAAUUUAAACAUUACAUUACAUUCAGUACAUUUUAUUAGGGUUUGGAGGCUUGUGGCUUUGGAAAAGAAAUUUGGAAACAUAAUUUGUCAUUUAUCAAAUAGACAAAAAUUACAAAACUGUCUCUAAAAUCUUUAUUGCUGAAACAUAGUAGGUCCAAUUCUGUAACUGCAGCAUUAUAACUUAUGCAAGGAUAAUAAACAGUUUGUAGAGCUUUUGGUAUAUAGUGCUACAUACUAUACAGGAAUCAGAUCCCUAAAAGGCUUUGUAGCAGGUCUGCCUCUUUUUCGCCACAUUUUGGGUAAUGUUGUCAGUCUCAGUUAAAGUUGCCACUGUUUUUGUUUGGAGAGCUAGGGCCAAUGUUCAAGUUGAAGGUGCAUUUUGUCGCAUGUGGUAGAUGGGAGGAGUUGCCAUAAUUUUUGGGUGCCCUUAAGAAAGAACAAGAAAAAGUGUAGCGCUAGUGAAACACUAUUAAAAUAAUCUUAUACCAAAUGGAUCGCCUUUACAGACCCGAAUACCUUUUACGCUUGAGCUAAGUCUAAUAGCUCUACACUUGUGAGUGCUUCUGAUUUUAUAAAUACUCACUUCUUUUAAAACUUAUGACACUAUGUUAUUUUUUUUUAUAAUUCUAGGAUUUGUGGAUGUUUCAUUUGAAAUCUAUCCAUUUGAUAUAAGUAUAUUUUUAAUAUUAUUUCACUAGCGCUACACUUUUUCUUGUUCUUAAUUUGUCUUUUUUGGUGUAUAUAGAAAUGUUUUUACACCCAAGUGUUAUAGCUACUAUUAUUAAUAUUUAUUCAUAUAUAUUUAUACAAAUUUGCACUCUAUAGCGCCAGUACUUAUUUUCACAUUAUUAUCCUUAUGAAAGUGAGUCUAAAGAAGAUAUGAACCCCUAUCCUAUCUCUAUUUACAGCACGAUCAAUAGUCUGAUUUUUAUGUGUUGGCAAAGUAUUCUGAUAGAGUGUUGCGUGCCAUUUCUUUGGGUGAUUAGUUGGCCAAAUCAUUUUGUCACUCAGACGGUGAAAAGCGUGAAGUAACAGUAACUUUAUAUAUGUAAGUACGUUCAGAAAUGUAUUGACAAUUCACAAUGUGUAUCUUGAAAUGCUGUGCAAGUAAACAUUUCACAUCCUUCUUAGGCAAUGGUAAAUAUGUGGAAUAGUGGAUGAGGCCCACUGUAUAUAGAAAAGUUAAGUGUACAAUGUGUCAAGAAUAUUUUUUUAAAUUUAUUUUGUAUUUUUUACAGGUAGAAAGGUAGACAGGUAACAUGGCAAACUUUAAAGGGCAUGCACUGCCAGGGAGCUUUUUCCUUAUAUUUGGCAUUUGGUGGUCCAUAAAAUACCCCCUGAGGUAUGCAUGCAAGAAAAAUAAGAAAGUUUGUUCCUUCGGAUCGAAAGUAGGGUUGCAGAGGCUGGAAAUAAUUGAAGGAGCAACAAAAGCAGUAUUUGCAUUAAUAGGUAAGUAGGUCCAGUUAGUUUUACUAUUUAAGUUAACAUGCAUAACACUUUAAAUUAAACAUGCUUUAUUGCUCCUUAAAAGUUGAUUGCUUUCCUAAACCAUAGGGCCUUGUGUUAGAAUUAAUUGUUUCCCUUCUUUUAUCUAUUGUACAACACUGUGAAAUAUGUUGGCUCUAUAUAAAUGAUUGUAAUUGUAAAUAAUACCAUUGGGGGCUCUAGAGAUAUAAUACACCAUGUGAGAGGAGAUUGAUUGGUUUCAAAAUGUCUCCAGAACCCUGAAGUGACAUUAUUUUUUCUGACUAUAUACUUUGCUAUUAUCAGGGCCGUCUUUAAUAUUGAUUGGACCCUGGGCAAGCAUCUGCUUGGGCCCCCUGGGCAUGCAAUCACUCCCUCCACCCCAACCUAGAGGCGAAACUAAUGUAGAGAGUGCCUUGGUGCAAAAAAAAAAUAAUUCAGGCCUGCCCUGUAGCACAAGAGUAAAGAAAAGAUAGAUCCCCAUCUGUCAUACAACUCCUGCGAUGCUAUGCCAGCUGGGGAUCUACCAUCCUUGCAGGGUUGUAUUUUUGAGCAGUGUUUGUGCAAUUGAAUGUCAGCAUGUUAUUGUAUAGAGUGUAUGUGUGCAUGUAGGGGUGUAUUUGUAUGUACUGUUACCAUUGGAAUGCAGUGGUGUACUUGUGUGUAGUGUUUGCAUUUUAAUUCAGGGAUGUGUGAUUGUUUGUAGUGUUGGCUUUUAAAUGCAGGUGUACUUUUGUGUGUAGAGUUGGUGUUUGUAUAUAAUUUUAGCGUUUUAAUACAGGAAUGUGUUUGCAUGUAAUGUUUGUAUUUGCAUGCAGGGGGGUGUUUGGAUGUAGUGUUGUCUUUUAAAUACAUCUGUACAUUUGUGUGUAGUAUUAGUGUUUCAGCAAACUGGUGUGUUUGUAAUGUUUGUGUUUGCAGGGGUCUGUUUGCAUGUUGUGUGAUUUCUAUAACACAUAUACACAUUAACAUGCAGAUACACACAUGCUCACACUGACACAUGCUCUCACCUUGACACAUACUGGCACAUACACAUACACACACACUCAGAUACACACCCUUUGACACACAGAUACAAGCACUUUGAUAUACACACACUGGCACAUACACACACACACUGACACAGGUAUAUACACACACUCAGAUACACACAUACAUAAAGGUAUAAAUGCAGGGGUGUAUAUGUGUACAGUGCUAGAGAUGGAAUGUAGGAGUGUAUUUGUGUUGGCAUUAAAAUGCUGGGAUGUAUGCAUUACCACACACUCAGAUGCACACUUACACACACACCGAAACACACACACAGGUGCACAUACAGGUGUAUGAGGUAUACAUACACACAGAAACACUGACACACAGACAAACACAGCCAGAUACACACAAGGACAUAAACACAGCCAGAUACAAACAAGGACAUAAACACAGCCAGAUACACACACACACAUAUAUAUGUGUACAUUUACCGUAUAUACUCGAGUAUAAGCCGACCCGAAUAUAAGCCGAGGCCCCUAAUUUUACCCCAAAAAACUGGGAAAACGUAUUGACUCGAGUAUAAGACUAGGGUGGGAAAUGCAGCAGCUACUGGUAAAUUUCUAAAUAAAAUUAGAUCCUAAAAAAAUUAUAUUAAUUGAAUAUUUAUUUACAGUGUGUGCAUAUGAUGAAUGCAGUGUGUGUGUAUGAAUGCAGUGUGUGUGUAUGAGUGCAGUGUGUGUAUGAGUGCAGUGUGUGUAUGAGUGCAGUGUGUGUGUGAUGCAGUGUGUUUUGUGUUGCAGAGCCUUGGUAUGUAUGAAUGCAGUGUGUGUGUAUGAAUGCAGUGUGUGUGUGUGAAUGCAGUGUGUUUUGUGUUGCAGAGCCUUGGUAUGUAUGAAUGCAGUGUGUGUGUGUAUGAAUGCAGUGUGUGUGUGUGUGAAUGCAGUGUGUGUGUGUGUGAAUGCAGUGUGUGUGUGAUGCAGUGUGUUUUGUGUUGCAGAGCCUUGGUGGGGGGUGGGCAUUUUUAUAAAAAAAAAUUUAUUAUUCUUUUAAUUUUUUUGUUAUAUUAUUUUUUUUAUUAUUUUUUUAUUAUUAUUAUUAUUUAUAUUUGUAUAUUAUUAAGUUAUUUAUUUUUCGUCCCCCCUCCCUGCUUUUUAGCUGGCUGGGGAGGGGGGCUCUCCUUCCCUGGUGGUCCAGUGGCAUUGGCAGUUCAGUGGGGGGAGGAGGGGGACUGGCAGAGCUGUUACUUACCUCUCCUGCAGCUCCUGUCAGCUCUCUCCUCCUCCGCGCCGGUCCGUGCAGCUCUUCUGUCAGCUCACACUGUAAGUCUCGCGAGAGCCGCACUAUGACCCCGCGGCUCUCGCGAGACUUACAGUGUGAGCUGACCGAGGUGCUGCACGGACCGGCGCGGAGGAGGAGAGAGCUGACAGGAGCUGCAGGAGAGGUAAGCGCUCGCUGCCAGCCCCCAGUCUGUAUUAUGGCAAUGUAAAUUGCCAUAAUACAAACAGUGACUCGAGUAUAAGCCGAUUUGGGGUUUUUCAGCACAAAAAAUGUGCCGAAAAACUCGGCUUAUACUCGAGUAUAUACGGUACAUAUUUUAAUCUCUGCCUUCUAGCAGCUCUUGGACAGCAACUCCCAGCAACCUUGGCCAAUAUAAUGUCUCAACUCUGUUCUUACGUACCCUGGUCCAGAAUUUGGCAAAAGUGACAUUUGAAAAUGGUAUACAGCCUUUGAUAACACUUGAUGCAAUAAUAUGUUAAAAUAAAUACUUUUUAAAUUUAUAUUUAAUAGGGAACUGUCAGGUUCUUCUAGGAUUUUUAACAUGUACUUAUUCCCUGUGUGUUACAUUACAAACACCAACACUUGAAUAAAAGUGAUAUCAGAAAUUAGCAAAACAAAAAACAAAACAUAUUUAGCCACCCUCCUGUCUCCUUACCUUUUGGGUACAGAAAGGUGGCUUCCCUGGUGUCCAGUGAGAGCUUGCUGGCCCAGGCUGAUGGGAGUCUGCCAUCAGCUUUCUCAGUCCCUCUCCCCCACAUUGCUUGCAUCCUCCUCCAUGUGGUGUGUGCCUCCACCCCAGCGGCACGGAGGAGGAAGUGAUCAGUUCUUACUGGGAGGAAGAAAUCUGACCUCACUGCCUCUCAGCAUGCCCAGGAAACAAAGAGACUCAAAGGGCAGUAUGUGAGGGGGCUAGCUGUGAGUAUGUAGUCAGCCACCCCCCAUAUAACAGGGGCCCGGGCCGGUCCAGAGCAGUAUUAAAGGGCUGUGGCCCCUGAUUACCUCAGGUGCCGCAGGGGGCCCAUGGGGCAGCUGCCUUAGGGCCCCCAGGAGUAACUGGGCCCGGGGCAGCUGCCCCUUUUGCCCCUCCUUAAAGACGGCCCUGGCUAUUAUAUAUCGUACAUAUUACUUUUCUAAACUUUAAAAAAAAUGUUUAUUGGAUUUUCCUCCAUAACAGCUGGAAUGCCAGUGAUUAUUCAUAGUCAUUUGAGCUUCUGUGGAAUCCAACACAGGAAUACGCUCACACAUGUACACACAGGCCCAAAUACACACCACACCAAAAGGAUUCUUUUUCCCCAAAGGACCAAAAUUGGCAAACCACUCAUGAAACGGAUGGAACCUGAGAAUUUCCAAGUCUGACCAAGGUUUUACCUCGAGAUGUGAUGUCCAACACAGAGAGUCAAAACAAAGCUAAUGCCCAGCAAUAUAAAUAUAUCCCAGCUAGAUAGAAAAUUAGAUCUUAAUAGAAAGAACUCAAUUGUACUUCAUAUCUAUGUGACAUAGUAAAAAAAAAUCAAAGUGUGUGUGCAUAUCUAGAUACAUACUGAUCAGCCACGACAUUAAUACCACUUACAGGAAAAGUGAAUAGCAUUGAUUACAUAGUUACCAUUGCACCUGUUAAUAGGUGAUAUAUUUUAGGCAGCAAGAGAAUAGUUGGUUCUUGAAUAUCAUAUGUUGGAAACAGAAAAAAAUGGGCAAGCAAAAAGAUCUAAGUAACUUUGACAAGGGCCAAGAAGUGAUGGCCUGACAACUGGGUCAAAACAUCUCUAAAACGAAAAGUCUUCUGGGGUGUUCCCAUAAUGUAGUGGUUGUACGUACCAAAAGUGGUGCAAGUAAGGGCUACCGGUGAACCAGUUAGGGGACACCCAAGUCUCAUUGAUGUACGUGGGGAGUUAAAGCUAGCCUGUCUGCUCUGAUGACACAGAAGAGCUACUGUAGCUCAAAUUGCUGGAAAAUGUAAUGCUGGCCAUGAAAGAAAUGUGUCAGAACACAUAGUGAAUUGAAGUUUGCUGCGUAACUGCAGACUGGCCAGAGUACCCAUGAAAGCCCCUGUCCCCUGCAGAAAGCACCUUCAAUGUGGACGUGAGUGUUAGCACUGGACCACGGAGCAAUAGAAGAAAGUUACCUGGUCUGAUGAAUCACGUUUUCUUUUGAUCAGGUGGAUGGCCGGGUGUAUGUUGUUUACACCCGGCCAUCUCCCCUGACCUGUACUAUGGGAAGAUGGCAGGUCAGGGGAGAUAGUAACAUGCUCUUGGCAAUGUUCUGCUGGCAUUCCUGUGGAUAUGACUUUGGCAUGUACCACCUACCUAUAUAUUUUUGCAGACCACUUACACCCGUUCAUGGCAAUGGUGUUCCUUGUUGGCCCUUCAGCAGGAUAAUGUACCAUGCCACACUGCAAUUGUUCAGGAAUUGUUUAAGAAACGUGGCAAAAGGACUCCAGACUAUGAAGAGGUAUAAAAGGGUGUGAUGAGGGUCAGCGGAGACACACAUAAAGGCAGAGCCGGGCCUUCCUUUAGACCACCUAGGCAGUGGCCUAGGGCGCCAGUUCCUUGGGGUGCGCCUCUGACCAACCUGCAGCUAUAAUUGUGUCUGGGUCUAUCGGGGUGACUAGACUGGGUUGGCCCAGUAACACAUGGAAAAAUUCAGGAUGGCAGCCAGGCGCCAGCGGCGCUGCCUUUACUUACACAGUGCUGCACUACCUUCUGGCCACCCGCGCCUGGCUGCACUUGAUAUUAUUGCGCGCGGGCGCUGUGUCUAUGCACACCCACCCCCUACCAUGUGUGUGGGAACAUGUCAGAGAAAGGAAGUGGGGCAUGGAGGCAAAGAGUAUCCAUCCCAGGAGGCCAUUCACCAGGUACGCAUUUUACUUGCACAGCUGGAAGUGGGGUUGAUACAGGGAGUAACAGGAUGCCAGGCAGCAAACUGAUAUAUGAAAUUAAGGUAAGUGUGUGUUUCAGAGAAUGCGUCUGCAUAUGUGUGUGUGUGUCAAUCUGCAUGUGUCUGUGUGUGUUUGUGUGCCAGUCAGCAUGGUGCAUGGGUCUCUGUGUGUUUGUGUCAGUCUGCAUGGCUCAGUGUGUGUGUGUGUGUGUCAGUCUGCAUGGGUCUGUGUCUGUAUGUGUGUCAGUCUGCAUGGCUCAGUGUGUGUUUGUGUGACAGUCUGCAUGGGUCUGUGUGUGUAUGUGUCAGUCUGCAUGGAUCUGUGUGUUUCUGUGUGUGCUAGUCUGCAUGUAUGUGUGUGUCAGUCUGCAUGGGUCUGUGUGUGUGUGUGUAUCAGUCUGCAUGGGUCUGUGUGUUUGUGUGUGUGUAUCAGUCUGCAUGGGUCUGUGUGUUUGUGUGUGUGUGUGUCAGUUUGCAUGGGUCUGUGUGUCAGUCUGCAUGUGUCUGUGUGUGAUUGUGUGUCAGUCUGCAUGGUGCACGGUUCUGUGUGUGUAUGUCAGUUUGCAUUAAUUCUGUGUGUCUGUGUGUGUCAGUCUGCAUGGGUCCAUGUGUGUGUGUCAGUCUGCAUUGGUCUGUCUGUGUCAAUCUGCAUGGGUCUGUGUGUGUGUAUGGCAAUCUGCGUGAGUCUCUGUGCAUGUGUGUGUAUGUGUCGGUCUGCAUGAGUCUUUGUGUGUGUGUGUGCGCGCCAGUGUUGGUCUGCAUGGGUCAGUGUGUGUCUGCAUGGAUCAACGGCCCUGCAUAAAGGUGUGUCGAGACAUUUAAAGGGUAAAAGAUGUCAUGAUAGGGAGUAACAGGUGUAAGGGGAUAAGCAAACAUGGGGUGAGAGGGGGGUCAGGACAACUACGCACUGCCACAACUCAAAAAUUGUUUAGGAAUGGUUUAACCCCUUAAGGACACAUGAUAUGUGUGACAUGUCAUGAUUCCCUUUUAUUGCAGAAGUUUGGUCCUUAAGGGGUUAAGGAACAGGACAAAGAGUUCAAAAUGUUCCCUUGGCCUCAAAAUUCACCAGAUCUUAAUUCAAUUGAGCAUCUGUGGGAUAUGUUGGAACAACAAAUCUUAACCUUGGAAGACCCACCUUGCAACUUGCAGGACUUAAAGGAUCUGCUACUGAAAUCUUGGAGCUGGAUACCACAGGCCACGUUCAGAGCUGUUUUGGCAGCAUGAGGGAGACCUACGCAAUAUUAUGAAGGUGGUUUAAUGUUGUGACUGAUCAGUGUAUAUAUAUAUAUAUAUUAUAUCAAGACGAUACUAUGGAAUUUUAAUGGGAAGGUUACACCCUGGGUACAUUUAUGUUUCAUGUGAGCACAAGGUCUAUGUACAUCAGACAGGAAUUAGUUAAAUAAAUGGAUACAUAGCAAGGACUUACUGUACAGAUCUGCAUUUAUGGUUAGAAAAUAAAUUAACCUCUCACCUUUAUUGUGUUUUUCAGGCAUGAUUGCUGAGCAGUUUGUGCCAGAUGGACCUCACCUGAAGUUGUACAAUUCAGAAGAGAAACAAUGGAGCCAUCUAAUGAACUGGCAACAUUCCACCAUGUAUCUCUUUUAUGGCAUCUCAGGGGUAGUGGACAUUAUCACUCACACUACCAAAGCUGUUCCGGUAGCAAUCGAUAGGAUGAUGCUGUCUAUUGCUGUCUUUGUUGAAGGUAUUUUAUUUGGGGUUUCUAUAAUUAUAUUAUUUAGAAUUCUAACAAAACAGCAAAAAUAAAUCAUAAAUAAAUAAAUCAGAAACCAGUACAUGGUAGUCAAAACACCUAAUCUGCAAACUGGAAAUAUAACAAUCUAUGGCUCCACUGAACAAAAUACUAAAAAUAUGGUUAGUAUAAACAAUAAAAAAAUAAAUCUAUAAUAAGAUGUAUGUAGAAAAAUAUCAAAAUUCAUAAGGAACUUUUUUAUUUUAUUUUUUAAGCAUAAUAUACAGGUGUUUUUUGUCCUUGUUGAGCUGUUCUAAAAAAAAAAAAAAAAGAAACUGAGCUGAUCGUUUGUGUCAUCUCAACGUAGGGUGCUCUUAAUAAGAGGAAUUAAGUUUACAUAGGUAGAGUAGAAGACAAAAUGUUGAUUGCAAAGGAGCAAAAGGCCAGUAACACAAAAUUGUGUUACCUUUCUCACACAGUUUUUUGAAUGGGAAGCAUGUGAUGCUCUCAGCCAAUCCAAAUAGCGGCUGUGAUACUCACACUGGCACAGAUACACACACACACACACGCACACUGAUAUCCACACUGGCACAUACACACACACGCUCUGAUACUCACACUGGCACAUACACACACACUCUGAUACUCACACUGGCACAUACACACAAAUACACACACAUAUACCCACAUUGGCACACACACAGAGAUACCCACACUGACAUGCACACACACACUCUGAUACUCACACUGGCACAUGCACACACACACACACACACACACACACACACACACACACACACACAGAUACCCACACUGGCACAUAAACACACACACUGGCACAUACACACAAAUACACACAUUGACACAUACACAGAUAUACACAUUGACACAUACACACAAACACACAUAUACAUAAACACACAUAUACAUACAUUGGCAAAGACACAUAGAUACACACACUAGUAAAUACACACACUAAUUCAGAUACACAUACAAUCUGAAAUACAAUACAGCCACCUGUUAGCUUACCUUUUGGUGUCUGGGCUGAGGCUGAUGGGAGUGAGCAUUUCCUCCUCCAGCUGCCUCCUUCUCCUCCCACGCGGCAGUUUUUUUCAGCUGGGAGGAAAUGAUAGCAUAUCACUACCUCCUAGCUGGCAGAUACUGCAGAGCCCAGUCAGGCUCUUAAAGGGCUGGGCACCUGACUGGGCCUCUGUACAAGAAAGUGGGUAAUGAGUAAAGGGCAUUUAUCAUUUGUAAUACCCUGAAAAUCAAACACACACAAUCUGACAUGCAUUGUAUGUUAGAUUGUGUGUAUGAUUUCUGGGAUAUUACACAUGGUGUGCGGGUAUCCGGACACCUCAUUAAACAUACAGGAGUUUCCCGGACCUAUCAGGAAACUUGGGAUGUCUGCACACUGGACACAAGGGAUUCCGUCCUCCUGGAAAAAGGAGUGUGGCUAAGACACGUGAAACUAAUGGCAUGUGUCUGUGUGUAUCUAUCAGUGUUUGUGUUAAUGUGUGUGUGGCAGUGUAUGUGUAUAUGCACAUAAAACACUACAUUCAAUUGAAAAAUGCUGCACACAAUUUACCUCUGCAUUUGAAAGCCAACACCACACACAAAUUCAUUUGAAAGCCACAGUCAAACUCCAUGAAACGGCAAGAAGCAUCUCUAGUGGCUCUGGUUGGGAACAGGGACACUGCACCCAGACCACUUCAAUGAGAUGAAGUGGUCCGGGUGCCUAUAGUGUCCCUUAACGUUUACAUAUUGUGUUGCACACAUUAAUACAAAAUCAAGGUGACCUUUCUUGGAUGUUUAUAGGCAAACAAAGUUCAUGUUUGAUUUUCGGAGUAAGCCCAAUAGAUUACAUAUUCUUUCAUGUGACUUGUUACCAUUUUGUUUUUGAUCUUUACAAAGUUUUACAUAUUCUUAUAACAAAAACCCAUUCCAAUGGUACUGUUAGAAUGCAACUGACACAUUAUAACAAGAUCUUUGUAAUUGUAGGGUUCCUGUUUUAUUACCAUGUGCAUGGAAGGGCAAUGCUGGAUGUUCACGUACACUUGCUGCUGUUAGUGGCUGUGUUUGGUGGAGCUCUGUGUAUAUUCUUGGAGGUGUUUCACCGUGGCAACAUUAUCCUAGAAUUAUUCCGGACCAGUCUGUGUAUACUACAAGGCAGCUGGUUCUGGCAGGUACGUUUGAUGUUUCUCUUUGUCACAUGACAUUGUUUACUAUUGUGAGGUAUGAAUGUAUUUAUGUGAGCCAGUUUGUUGUCAGUUUAUGUCAAGUUCCAGCUGUUACCUAACCGUCAGGAGCUCAUAGAACCAUUUUGUUGCAGUAUUUAUGUAUUUGCAAUCCCAGUCAGCCCACCUUACCAGUAAGGGUCCCUGGCCUACCUGCAAUCCUCCAAGAGCGUAAGCUCAUUUGAACAGAGCUUUCUUCACCUCUAAUCAUUCAUUUUCUGUUAUUGUAAAGCACUGGGGAAUAUGUUGGCGUUAUAGAAAUGCUAAUAGUAAUAAUAAUAAGCUGCUGACUAUUUUUGCAGAAUUAUAUAUAAAUGUAAUUAUAUUGCCUAACUAAUGUUGUCCUGGAAGUUGAUGUUUUGUGGUUCCUUGCCCAUCCUAGUAAUGUUUGUGGCAGGCGUGGAACAGAUACCUGGGGUGGAGACAGUCAUGGGAAGGGUAUUGUGGCCCGGUUAUUUCACAUCUGUACAUGGUUAUUUUCCCCUCCUGUUGAUUCAUGUUGUUCCUCUUUUCUCCCUCCUCUCCAAGAUGCUCCCCUUUUCUGAUUUUAUUUUUCAUAAUGCCUUUUUUCCUAACUUUCUGACUUUACCCCCAGAUGAUACACACUCCCAUUACAACAUUACAUUUCCCAUCCCACAAAUGAGCAGAAAAGCAAAUUAAUAUUGACAUCAUUGAUCAUAGACAACAUUAAAAAACAAACAAAAAGAAUGAGUUUAUUGUCCCUUUAAAUUAGGCUUGCCAACUUCGUAAACCCUUGUUUAUAUUCAUUCUUUUAUUAAACCAUAUUGACACAUUUCCUGCUGGUUCCUUAACUUGCCUAUAGAGAGUGUUUUAGUGUAUAAUGCAUUACAGAGAUUACAUUUCUACCCAAGUGAUGCAUAUUUUGUAUUUCAAUUGCAAUCAGGAUUUUAUGGAUAAACAUCCAUUCUUUCUUUAUAUCUUAUUAAUAAUAUCUCUUUUUUGCAAAUGUAAUAUGAUCUAUGAUAUACUUUUCCUCACAUAAUGUGAUUAGCAUUCAGAGCUUUAAAGAUUCACUCCAUUUUCUAUGCUGAAGAAGCAUUUGUUCCCAAUAACAUUAACCCCUUAAGGACACAUGACAUGUGUGACAUGUCAUGAUUCCCUUUUAUUCCAGAAGUUUGGUCCUUAAGGGGUUAAAGGGAAUAUAUAGGCACCCAGACCACGUAAUCUCAAUGCAGGAUUUAAAUGCCUCUAGUAGCUGUCACUUUGACAGGCACUAGAGGUGCUUCCAGCUAUUUCAAUCAGAUGUUCUCAUUGAGACCAUCUGAUUGGUGCUGCAUGGAAUUUUGCCACACAUGCUCUCUAACCACCCAAUGCUUUACUGUGGGAAAGCAUUCAAUUGGUUGAGCUUAACAAUCUUGAAGAUCUCAGCUAUGGAUGCGAAAGAGCAGCGCACAGACAGGCACUGCGAGGGAGAAAAGGUAAGUAAAACUGCUCUUUUACUCCUUACAGGUGAAGGCCUGUCAACAAAACUGUUAGCAAAGCACUAUAGCGCAAAGAAUACACGUCUGAUUUAAAAAGGAUUAAUUUCAUUCAUAUAACUGUGGUGGAAUUUAAUAUUCAUGAUAAACAAAUGAUAAUAAAAAUGACCCAGACGGUUUAUAAAACGAAAUAGUUCUAUUUGAUAUAAUGAUUAGCAUGCACUCCUAAUAAUAUCACCCCAGUACACUAUCCUCACGUUAUCCAUAUAGCUGUGAGAGGGGUAAAGUUGGUUAGAUCUGGGCCAUAUCCCCUCACCUUAAUAAAGGACCUUCAUUACACAGGUAUUGUGUCUAGAACAGGGAUUUCCAACCCAGUUUUCAAGUACUCCUAACAGUCUAGGAUUUAGGGAUUACCCAGUUGUGUCUAAGGUGUUUUUAGAAAGAAAGAAAAAAAAACAACCAGUCUGGACAGAACUGGGUAAUGCCUAAAUCCUGGCCUGUGAGGGGGGGUACUUGAAAACUGCAUUGGGAAUCCUCGAAGAAGGGGACCACAACUAAUCUGCCACUGAAAUGGUUAAAACACUUAUACUGCAUUUAAUGUUCGUUUAAGCUAUUUUUUUUGUUUUGUUUCAAUACUUUUAUUGAGUUUUAAGAGAUUAGGGGGAAGGGGUACAGAAGAGAAAGGGAUGUGCUUUACAGACAAUACCCAAGGUUAACUCUGCCCCAGUUCCAAAGGGUGGAUCAAGUAUAUACCAAGUUUUACUUCCCCUUGCUCAAUUUUCAACUGUCAUGCAUCACUAUUACUUGGGGAGCUCCGGGUAUCGUCACUCUUAUGUCAAUAACAUUGACACUUCAUAUUUAUGUCCUUCCCGUCCGCUGACAAUAAGGGAGGGGGAAACUAGGUAAAAGGUUAAGGGGGUGUCGGUCCACUAAUAGUAGGAGUGUAUGCUAAGGGUUUAAUAGCCGCUGUGGUUUUAGAGACACUGGGUUCUGUUGUCGCCAAGCUUCCCACUGGUCCCAUGCUGCCUGCCAGGUCUUUUUCUUAGAUCUUAGGCGUCUCACUUCUAUCUCAUACCGUUUUGUGGUGUCAACCUCACCUAAGCAUUGCCCAAUAUCUGGCGAAAGGUCCCUGAGCCACAUCCUUCCUAUUGCUGUCAGGGCUGUGAUGAUAAUAUGAUACAUGAGGUAUAGAGUGGCUUUUUGGAAGUUUCUCGGCAACACCAGCAGCAGGUAUGUCUCUGGUCUAUGUGGUAGCUUCUUGCCUGUUACUGCCUGUAUCGUGGCCGAAAUACCCUCCCAGAACCCUGUAAGUUUCGGCCAGGACCGCCAAAUGUGGAGCAUGGAUCCUGGCUCUGCUCGGCAUCUCCAACACAGGUUGGAUCUUUUGUGGUCCAUUUUGUGCAGUCUUGUGGGAACCAUAUACAUCCUGUAUAACCCUUUCCUACUCGUUUCUAUGUGAGAUGAAUUGAGGCUCCUAUGUGCAAGGAAUAUUUGUGCCCACUGUUCAUCUGAUAUGGUCUUGUGGAGAUCUCUCUCCCAGGCCCCCAUAAACGUCGGUUUCCCUGGUUUAUCGUGUUUCGUAAGUAGCUGAUAUAUUACUGAUAGCAGUUUGGGGGGGAGUUUCGGGGCCAUGCACAAUUUUUCCAUCUCCCCCAACAGGGAGUUGCGUGGUAGUGGUGUAUCCCCCUUGAAAUUCUUCCUUACCCAAGACUGCAAUUGCAAAUGUGAGUAUUGUGCCUUCACUGGGAGCUGGUAGUUCUGGGCUAGAGAGGGAAAAUCUAAUAUGCGACCCUCUUUUAAGAUUUGAAAUAUGUAUAUGACCACAUGUUUGUGCCACAUACCAUAGUCAAAGUCGGGAAUAAAGAAUUGUAAGGCUUGUAUUGGCAGAGCAGGGGAAAUAGGUAUCAGGGCGAUGUCUUAUAAGGAGUUUCGGUCUAUAUGUUUUAGGUAGCCAAGCUAGUGUGGGCAAGGAGAGCCCCCUUGCAUGUGAGGAUUUUAUAUAACUCCACGUCCGUGGAUUCUUGUCAUUGAAGGUGGUUACCAGCGUGCUCGUCACCGCCGCCGCGUAAUACCUUGAAAUGUUUGGCAUUCCCAGCCCACCCUCUCUAAAUGGUUUAUACAUGAUCUCAGCCGCUGUCCUAGGCUUCUUCCCUCCCCAGAUGAAUUGAGUUAUCGAUUGUUAGGAUUCUCUGAAAAAUGUGCUUGGUAGUCUAAUUUGAAGGGUUCUAAAGAGGUAUUGCAAUCUUGGCAGGAUCAUCAUUUUAACGGCAGCUAUUCUGCCUGUCCACGAUAUAUAUUUCUUCCUCCAACUUUGUAGCUGUUGCUUGAUAGAGCUGUGUAAUUUUAAAUAGUUUGCCUUGUAUAGUUGGUUUGUUUGGGGCAUGAGGUUGAUACCUAGAAAUGUUAAGUGGGUUCGUCGCCAGUCAUAGGCAUGGGUAGUUUGUAAUUGCAUAAGUUGGGAUUUAGUGAUGUUUAGGCCCAUGGCCUGCGUUUUGGUUGUGUUCAGUUUGUAGUAGGAGCAGUUGCCGAACCUUGUUAUGAUGGUUCGUAACAUUGGAAGAGAGAUCUCGGGUCUAGACAGCGUGAGCAUAACAUCGUCGGCAAAAGGAGUAAUUUUGUGCAUCCUCCCUCCUGCCAUUAUCCCGUGUACAUCUUGUGAACUCCUUAUAUGCUGUGCUAGGGGUUCUAACGCCAGUAUGUACAGUAAGGGAGACAGUGGGCAUCCCUGCCUAGACCUGUUUGAGAUGGAAAAUGAUUUGGAGGUGAAACCCCCAUUUGAUAUUUUUGCAGUUGGGUUAUCAUAGAGUGCCGAUACUAGUGUAAUGAAGCAUUCCGGGAAGGCUAGCCUCCGAAGUAAUGCUUGUAGGUAGCCCCAGUGCAGUCUGUCAAAUGCUUUUUCUGCAUCUAGUGACAGUACCACACUGGGGUCCCCAGUUUUCUGUAUUGUGUGGAGGAGGUUGAUCAAUUUCCUGGUCCCGUCUGAGCCCUGUCUACCCCGUAUGAACCCAACUUGAUCGUUAUUUAUCAGCUUGGGUAAGAUGUUCCCAAGCCUACUGGCAUAAAUUUUAGCUAGUAUCUUUAGGUCUGUAUUUAACAGCGAGAUGGGGCGCAAAUUUUGGCUCUUAUUGGGCGGCUUUCCGGGCUUUGGCAGAGUCGUUAUAUGAGCUAGGAGCAUUUCUUUAGGAACUGUACCGGUAGUUCGUAUGUGGUUAUAUAGUUUCUCUAAUUGGGGGGUUAGCAAAUAUGAGAAUGUUUUAUAAUAUAGGUUUGUGAAACCAUCCGGGCCGGGGGAUUUCUCUUUGGGAAGCGAUUUGAUCGUGAGCUCUAUCUCUGUUCGUGUGAUAGGUUCUGCCAACAGUGAUUGAUCUGGUUGUGUAAGCUGCUGUAGUCGGAUGUCGUUUAGGAACGAGUCUAUUUCUGCUUGAGACAGUUGGUGUGUAUGUGUGUCAAUUUUUUAAUUGUAAAGUGCGUUAUAGUAGUCUGCCAAUGUGUCAUUGAUCGCCUGCGGGUUAUAUAGCCUAUUCCCCAUGCUAUUGAGGAGAUAUGGGAUUUUUGCGUUUUGUUGUUGUUGCCUUAAAAGUCUUGCCAGGGUUUUCCCCGCUCUAUUUCCUUGCGUGUAUGUCGUCUGUUUUAGUUUGUAUGUCAUAAGGGUUGUGGCUCGCAAAUGUUUAUUAUUCAAUUCUCCUCUUAAGUCAUCUAUGCGUUGUUGCGUAGGCGGCGUUGGGGCCCUGGUUUGCUUAAGGGUUUCUUCCCUUAGGGACCUCAAAAGAUCUAUAUAUUCUUGUCUGGAUUUUUUGUUUAGAUAUGAUUAGCAGGCCUCUAACGACCGCUUUAUGUGCCUGCCAGUGUGUGGUCACAGAUAUGUCCGGAGUGCUAUUCAGGUCAAAGAAGGAGUUUAUUCCCUCUUCCAGUUUGGUUGUCAAGUCGCUAUUUAGGAGAAGAUGAUCAUUCAGGCGCCACGGGGUCACCCCUCGUGAGGGGAAAGUAUCCUCUAAUGUUAGGUGCACUGGGGCGUGAUCCGACCACACUAUAUUCCCUAUCUCACUAUGCGUGGCUUUCGGCAAUAGAUCUCCCAAAAUAAAUAUAAAAUCUAUUCGGGUGUACGUUUUGUGUACCUGGGAGUAGAAUGUAAAUUCCCGGCUAUUCGGAUGGUGUGCUCGCCACACGUCAUAUAGAUGGUAUUCUGACAAGGAGUUUCAAAAGGAAGUCCGCCUGUCUCCCCACCACUUUUUGCCUAUGGGACAGUUCCGAAGUAGUGGUGUCCAUACGAGCAUGUAGUACAUGAUUUAAGUCCCCGCAUACAAUCGUGGAUGCUUGUACAGUAGUAGGGAUUUUAGAGAGCACCUUCCGCAAGAAGUUCCCCUGGUUGUCAUUGGGGCUAUAUAUUCCCACCAAAUUAUAGACGACAUCAUUAAUUUUACAGUGCAAUAUAAUGUAUCUAUCCUGGGCAUCUUUUUUUAGAUGCAGAAGUUCAAAGGAUAUUGAUGCAUGGAUGAAAAAGGAAACACCUCUAGAUUUGGAGGAGUGGGUUGAGUGGUAUUGUGUGGGGUAAUCUUUAAUGGCAAAUUGGUGUACCUUAUUAUGUGCAAAGUGAGUUUCUUGUAUGCAUAGAAUAUCCGAUUGCCUAUGUUUAGCAUCCUCCAUAAGGAGCCGUCUUUUAUGCGGCGAAUUUAGGCCGCGCACAUUAAUAGUCUGUAUUUUCAUAAUUUAUUUGGUGGUACUUGACUUCUACGUAGUGUGGCAUAGUAAUGAUAUAAUGCCCCAAAGCACCAAGGAAGAGAAACGGGUCUAGGCAAUGGGAUGCGACUGAGGUUUGGAUGCCUAAGCAAUUCAUCCGUGUGCACAAGGAGGCAGCAAUGUAAGGGCCUGUGUUUAGUAGCGUGCCUAUAUUCACCUGACCGACUUGGGGGGAAGCUAGGGGAGAGGGAGGGAAACUUGGAUGGGGUAAAAACUAUGUACAGAUCACCUCCUAGGGAGACUGUAUGUGGAUCGUCCACAUCUGGGGUACGUUGGAGAGUUCGUGUCUCCAUUAGCGUGGCUGUGUGCACCUCUUUGUUAGUAUGUGUCGCCGGUGCUAAUGCAACGUACGUGUUUCGAAUUGUCUGGUGAGCAUUGUCCUAUUGGGUCAGAGUCAGGCCCUACCUAUGCCCACGUCCCCAGGUGUUGUGUGGGAGACCAUUUUGCGGACUAAGCCUGCGUCUGUGGUGGCUGCCCUGUCCUACAGUCCUUUGUCAUUAUUACCAACAGUAUUCAUUUAGACUGGCAAACACUAGUUCCCUUUAACUCACUGUUCGCCCCCCCCACACCCCCAGCACCCAGGACCCCUAGUUCCUCCCGGCCCACCCGGUCCCCACCGUUUUAAACACAGUCCAUCAUACAUGCGGGUGGACGGAGGGCAGCUGUGUGUCCGCUAACCUGUUCGGCGGUUUCUGUUUCCGGUACUUGUUAUGCCAUGUGGCGAGUUGCUUGUUCGUUGCCGCCUCUCGGUCAGUUCAUAGCCCCGGGGGGCUGAGCGUGGGGCAGGGGGAGACCAGCAGGGGAACAGGGGAAGCCUUUACCUCCUCCAUGCAGUCCGGCCCGGGGGUCCCCGCAGAGGGUCCCGCUCUGCUCGCGCCUCGUCACGGGGUCGGCGGGGAACCCCUGACCCGACUGCCCACCCGGAGUGCUCUGUCCCACAAGCCAUCUCCCGCCCCGGACAUCCAGUCCGAAACCGCACACGGGGGGGAGACGGUGCGAAGGGCAUUUCCAAGGGCAGCCAUCUUAUGGAAUCCGGGGUCGGAACACGUGCAGGUCCCGCUCUCCUCCGACCAGAGUCCGGCUGGUCUCAAUGUUUCUUAGUGGCCUUGUUCCACUCCGCGGUAAGUUUCCCCGCAGGUUUGGCCGAUGACACCGUCUGUGCUACUUGUAAGUUCCAUGCUUGCAGCUGCUUUGCACCAUUUUCGGGGUUUGCUAAGGUUGUUGUGACUCCAUCUUUGGCGACCAAUAGUUUAGUGGGAAACCCCCACUUAUACUUAAUGCCGUGCAUUCUCAGAGUAGCUGUGAUCUGAUGGAAUGCUUUCCGCUUUCGUAAGGUGGCUGCUGACAGAUCCGCGUAUAUCUUGAUGGUGAGAUACUCUGGCGGUGGUGUGGCCCGCAUUUUACUGCCGCGAAGGAUGUGCUCCUUAAUAUGGUAAUAAUGUGCCCUCAUUAUCACAUCUCUCGGCACUGCAUGUGGAAGGUACUUGGGCUUAGGGAUGCGGUGGAUCCGAUCUGGUAUCUCGCCGGUAUCUCGGGAGCAUGGGCGUGUAGCAGGCCCAGCACAUACGCCGGCAGUUCUUCAUUAGCGAUCUCCUCUGGGAUGCCCCUCAGACGCAAGUUAUUGUGAUGGGAACGAUCUUCCAGAUCCACCAUCUUCCCCUCUAGAGCAUCCAACCUGGCCGCCAUGUGUUCUACGUUAGAGGCUAAAUCGUUGUGGGCCGUGGCGAAUUCAUCGCAUUUGUCUUCCAUGUGUGUUGUCCGUCUUCCCAGCUCCUGGAUGUCCUUCCUCAUGGAGUCUGCCAUGUGUUGCCAGGAUGAGAUCAGCUUGUUAGACAGGCUAUCUAGUGCUGAUGCUAGGUCAGCUUUCGUGAUUUGGGCAUUGUCUGCGGAUAUCAGAUGGUCUCGCGCGGGAGGUCCGCCAUCAGAUUCCAUGCCCUCGUCUAGGUUUGAGGCCUGCGCAGCCACGUUCGCAGUAAGUUGUUUCUGGCUGAAAAAAUUUAGCUUAUCCGGUUUCCCGGAGCUCUUCUUACUUUUAUGAGGAGACAUUUCCAGCACGCUGUGUGAGAUGCUGUUUUAAUGCUCAGGAUUGCAUUGGAUUAGGUGCUUGAUGCCGGAGCAGGGGAUUUAGGCGUCCAUCUUGCUCCGUGGCUUGCCACGCCCCCCCCGUUUAGGCAAUUAACAGAUCAUAGUACAUGCUAUAUUCAGUCAGAAAAAAAAGUCAGAUUUGUGAAUUGGCUCCUGAAGAAGUAUAACUUUGCAAUGCUCUUCCAAAGGAUAUAAAUACAGAAAAAAAUAUUAAACCCACAGUGAGCAUACAAGAUAUACUUAUAUGUCGAUAUACAGGAGAAAUAUUAUCAUCUGUAAAAGAUAACAACAAAUACAAAUAGUGCUUUCUGUAUAAUAACAAUAAAUAUACAAUCUGUACGAAUGGAUUAGAACUCACAAAGCACUAUGUACAGAAAGCACUUUGUGUAUUUGUUUGUACCUUUUACAGAUGAUAAUAUUUUUACUGUAUAUCGACAUAUAGGUAUAUCUUGUGUGCUCACUGUGGGUUUAAUAUUUUAUUUGAAUUUAUAUGGUUUCUAAGGUGCUAGGGGAAUACUACCUUUAUUGCACACACUGUUUAUAUAUUACGAUUUUGAACACUGCAGCUGUAACUCUCUCUGCCAUCACAUACAAAAUCCUCUGCUACCUCUUGACUCAUCUCCCCCCAAGUUUAACCUUUAGAUUGUGAGCUCACGGACAGAGCCCUCUACCUGUUUUAUCGGUCUGUUCCUAUUGUGUUGUGUUUCCAAAUUGUACAGCGCUUCAGAAUAUGUUGGCACUUUAUAAAUGCCAGUAAAAAUAAUAAUAAUACGGUUAUUUAAAGCGCCUACACAACUAUCUCUUUAUCUCUUCCAAAGGAUGGCUAUGUUGUGCAUUGCUGACACAUGAGUAAUAUUGCGGCUGAUAAAUCUUUCUUUCCUUUUUAACUCGUGUAAUGCAUCCUUUGGUUGCCACGUAAAUGAUUAUUCAUCUUGUAGUCACAGUUAAUGUAUCUUGUUUAUAAUUGUUAGCAUGCUGGGAAUAUCUGAUUUCUUGUCUGUAAUAAAUAAAUGAACACAGUGAGUAUCUGUUUCUCAAUAACAUCCCACACACUAUAACAAACUCAUUUUCAAUGCAAGCUUCAAUUUAAUGAAUGUAUGUGCAUAGUGUAUGUGCAAAUAGAUGGUUUAUAUAUCUUGGCACUAGUGCCAUCUAGUGGUGUAAAAGAAAUACACAGCAUUGCAGUAAAUCACUUUUUAGCUUAGGAUAAAGCGGACAAUGUCAAAGAGGAAUUGACACUCUGCAGAAUUUUAACUGAACACUCCUACCCCAAUAACAUCUUAAGCUCAGUUAAGGUGUUAUAGCAGCAGGAGUGUCCAGGUGCAUUUUCCUCAAUGGGCACCCAGCUUACCAUUGGCCGCCCCAGGUAAACCUUCAUUAUACUUCAGUGCAUAGAAGUAAGAACCAUGGAGGCAGAGGUUGCAGGUGGUGGAACCCCAACUUCAAGAUUAAACGGUUGCAAAUGACGUUUUAAAUCCACUUUGAAUUCACUUCAGAUUCUCAGAUUCAGAAUAAAGUGUUAGUCUUGAAAACACUGCUUUUGGAAAUAUCUGCAUGAGAUAUUAUAAGUUAGAUUUUAAUGGGUAUUAAGUUAGGUACUGUUUGCCCUGAAGCAAAAAAAAAAACCAAACAAACAAAACAGCAACUUCAUAUUAAUUAGUUUCUCUUUUGUUUUGAUCUUGUUAAAACACGAGUGAUAGUAACCAUUAAGGGUACACUAUAGGCACCCAGACCACUUCAGCUAAUUGAAGUGGUCUGGGUGCAGUUCCCUAUUGCCCUUAGUGCUGCAAUGUUAACCAUUGCAGCUCUAGGGAAACUGCAAUGUUUACAUUGCAGCUCUAAGUCUGCCCACAGUGGCUGUCUACCAGACAGCCACUGGAUGCGCUUACAGGAUCGAAAUGGACCUUUGGUCCGGUAUGUGACAGUGGACAUCAUCACGCUCUGCAUGAGGACCUCCAGCGUCUGAUUCCCCCCCUUGUAGGAAAGCAUUGAUUUAAUGCUUUUCUAUGGGGAAAUCUAAUGCGCACCCUCUCAAAUGUAUUCAUUUUAAAUAAGUGUUACGAUUUUUCAUAUAUUGCAAAAUAGUAUAUAUUAUUAUUAUUAUUAUUAUUAUUAUUGCCAUUUAUAUAGUGCCAACAGAUUCUGUAGCGCUUUACAAUAUUAUGAGAGGGGAUUUAACUAUAAAUAGGACUAUUACAAAUAAACUUACAGGAACAAUAGGUUGAAGAGGACCCUGCUCAAUCGAGCUUACAUUCUAUAGGAGGUGGGGAGUAAAACACAUUAGGACAGGAAUUUGCAAUCAAAUAAGGUGGGCUGCCCUUUAGGAGAGGGCAAGAGACUGGUAUGUGAGGUAGGGGCCAUAAGCUUUCCUAAAGAGAUGGGUUUUAAGGCACUUCUUAAAAGAUGCAAGCCUAGGGGAGAGUCUGAUGGCGGUAGGCAGGCUAUUCCAUAGGAAGGGAGCCGCCCGCGAGUAGUCCUGCAAGCGCGAGUUGGCCGUACGGGUGCGGACAACGGACAGGAGGUGGUCACGGGCAGAGCGGCGAGACCGAGAAGGGACAUACCUAUGGAUCUGUGAGGAGAUAUAGGAGGGGCUAGAGUUGUUCAGUGCUUUAUAGGUGUGAGUUAGUGCCUUGAAUUGACUCCUAUAGCACACAGGAUAUAUAUAUAUGUGUAUUUAUAGCAUCGUAUAAUAAUAGCACCUAUAUGUGUAUAUACUAUAACAACAUAAAUGGUUAAUGCUCUUUUUUUAUUUCCUGUUUUACAGAUCGGUUUUGUUCUUUACCCUCCUGGCGGGGGUCCUGAAUGGGAUCAGAUGGAUCAUAGCAAUAUGCUGUUUAUUACAAUGUGCUAUUGUUGGCAUUAUGCAUUUUCACUCCUUAUUGUUGCUGUAAAUUAUGGAAUUGUCACUUGGUGAGUACUCUACUUGCAAUGUAUAUACUAAGUUAGAGGCUAUGGUGCAUUCUUUUUUUUUAUUUGACAAUUUUUAUUCAUUUUCAAAGGAAAAGGGGUGAGGGGGUACAGAAAGAAGAAAAGAAGGGGGAGGGCAAGGCUGGGGUGGUACAUUCUUAACAAGCUCUUAGUAAAUCAUCAGCAAGACAAUUAUUCACCAAAAAUGUAAUUUUAGCAGAAUAUCUCAUGGCUGGUAACAAUGACUAACAAAUGCAGCACAAGUGGAGGUCCAUGGAAUUUCUCCUACCACCCACAUUUUAAGUAUAUGUGGGUGAAUAUCUUCCUAUAAUUACUAUAAUUCUACCAGGAUUUGACUCAAACAUAUCUUCCACAUUGAAUUUUUUUUUUUAUUAUUAUUAUUCAUUUUUGUACUGCGUGGAACACAUUGGCAUGACAUUUUAGCUUUCGCAGAAGCCGAUCACAUCUCUUUUUUAUUUUUUGUCAUAGUAGUUACAGAAAGGAAGAAUAUCGGUUAGAAAAAUCAUGUGGCUUCGCGUUUACAAUGUAGUAGGCGUUAUUAGGGUAGCCCCAAUAGCUUUCUGCUUCCCAGUUUUUGGCUUGCAUUCCUGCAGUUUUUCCUCUUGUGCCCACCAAACCUGUGGGUCAUCAAGCGUUAACUAAUAAAACAAUACAACUUAACAAUUCAAGUAUCGUGUACUUUUGUCCGAGUCGUGAGACAUGUAGUGGUUUUCUGAGGGUCUAAAUAGGCGUGGGUGGGUGUAUUCCCUCUCUUCAGUCCCCCUGCUGUGUAAUCUCUGGAUUUCUUGCCUCCCCUCCCCUGGCGUCGUAGCAGUCCUUUAUCUCUCUCCUCCUUCCCCGCUCAGAUGGCAAACUGGUCCCAGAGAUCCCAUACCUUAUGGAAGGUGUUAACUGUGUGUCUCACCUGUGCCGUCAGUUUGUCCAUGAGAUAGUUAUCUUUUAUUUUGGCUAUUACUAUGGCUAUUGGGGGCAAUUUUGGGCACAACCACCUCUUGACUAGGGCCCGUCUGGCCGCCAGGUAGAUAUCUUUCACAUUUUACAGUGGAAAAUGUCAGCUGUGAAGUUUAAAAUAAAUAAAUAAGAAACACACUUUGCUCCUGAAUGUCAUUGCUGUCCCUUGCUUUUGCUGAUUAUUUCUGCCCUUUUACUAACAUUUAGGAGUAUGACAAUUAUAUAUUGGCUUGGAUGAGAUUGGCAAUUAUGAAUAUCUCAGCCAAUGAGGAGAGGUGGAGGAAAACUCUGCCAUGCCAAUCAGCACCUCCUCAUAGAGAUGCAUUGACUCAAUAUAUCUCUAUGGGGAAAGUUCAGCGUCUCCAUGCAGAGUGUGGAGAUGCUGAACGUCAGUGGUGCACAUUGUGCAGCACUACCCCAGGAAGCACCUCUAGUAGCCGUCUGAGUGACUGCCACAGGAGGUGUCCCGAGACAGCAAUGUAAACACUGCCUUUUCUUUGAAAAGACAGUGUUUACAUUGAAAUGCCUGCAGGGACUGGCCGUGGACACCAGAAGAACUAAAUUAAGCUGUAGUUGUUAUGGUGACUAUAGUAUCCCUUUAAUAUUUAUGGGACCUGAUUAAAAAUAUUACAUACCAUUAUAUCAUCUGUUCAUUUUUUUCCAGGGUGGUCCAGACAAAAAUGAAGAACGGCGAGUCAUUGGAGAUGGAGUUGCUAAAAUCCCGAGAGCGAGAGGAAGACUCUGAGGAUGAAAUCUAGAGAAUGAUCUCGUAAAACCCUCCCUCAGAACUCUGGUCUACACUUUCAUGCGAUAUCAAAUGCACUGUUUCUAUAAUACUCCAAACUUCUAGUGUAAAAUAUUCAGGUUAUUUGUAUUAUACUCAUCCGUAAUUCUAAUGCACCUUUUGAGUUGCUUUGUUGUAACUUAAAGAUUUAGGAUAAGCGAAAAAUGGGUCUUUGUCAUCAUAUGCAUGACUUUAAACCCACAGUGAUCAAUUACAAUAUUAACUGGAAUUAUCCCAUAAUGUCAACUUAAUGUGUUUAAAGAGAACAUAUUUACUAUUGAUUUGUGUGCAGCAAGAUUCAUUUUAAUUUCUGCUUGUGUAUAGUAGGGAAGUAAAUGAAUCAGGUAUAUUUAUCAGGCUACCACAACUGCUAAUUGUUGAGAAAUGCUGUGAAUUUGUAGUUAUAAACUAACACAGUGAUUUGAAAACAGCAAAUGUUUACAGUUGCACUUAAUGGGAUAUCUAGGUAGAUUGGAACUUGUUACGUUUGUUGCUAACUCUUGCUACUCUGUAACUAUAGCAACUACCUGGCUUUCAACUCGAUUUAACUCAUGAGUGAUUAUUCUCAACGCAUUAGUUUUGGUGCUUAAUGCCUGUCUUGAGAGCUGCUCUGUAGCUUAACAAAACAAUAUCAUCCUUUUAUGAAAUAUGGAUCCUUCACCGUGAUAAGUACUUACUUUUACGUGGGAUUUCUACUGAUGUUUACACUUUUUUUUUUUUUUAAAGCACCACAACGUUUUUUUUCAGCAACAAUUACCUAUAAUAAAUAAAUUCUGCUGGUCCCAUAUUUUAUACAUGUUUUCCUCUCUUCCAGUUAAACGACCAAAGAUACAGUAAAUAUAUAGACAUGUAUAGUACCUAUUCUCCUGCCUUAGCACCAUGUAUGACGAUUUGGAAACAACAGAUAAUCUUUUUAACUAAUUAAUUCGUUGAUAUGGGACCCAUAAAUGUAUAAUUUGUAGCGAUUACCCAUUUUAAUUGCUUUCCAUAUGUAUGUUAUGCGUGCGAUUUAUGAUUAAUUUAUGUCACAAAUUAUUAUUUUUUGUUUAAUUUUUGAUGUGCCAUAAAUGUCUUGAAAACAGAACUUUUUAGUGUAAAUAUCAACAUACCUACGUGUUAACCUCUAUAUCAUAUAUUUGUAUGAAUAGUUAGAAACAAAGAAAUACAUGAUUUCUUAUCAUUUUUAUAUUAGUCAUGUAGAUACAGCUUAGAUAAUUCAAACCAUUUGUAUUUCUUUCCUUAUGUAGUAGCAAAUCUCAAUUUAGUGUCAGAUUUCAAAAUACGCAAUUUAUUCAUGGUAUUUUUAAAGCCUGUAUUCAAUGGGUCAGUUAUUUAUUAAUGCUUUUUCAUAACACACGCCCACUGUGUAUAAUGAAAUAAUGGUGCCUUACCUCAUUUCAACCAAUUUUCAAUCUAUUCAAACCAUUCACACUUUAAAUAAGUUAAUACAGUGGGAAUUAUAUUAAUAAAGUGCAAGAAACUGUUUUGAUUAACGUUUUCUUUUAUCAGACGAGCUUCUCUGUGUAAAUCUCCCAUUAAUUAUCUUAAAUAUAUAAAUAAAUUGUCUUCUGAAAUGUUUUUAUUUAAUAAAAAGACACAUGAAG
Pelobates cultripes (western spadefoot toad) is the source of this 34483-nucleotide messenger RNA. The record is from the annotation of a GenBank genome assembly. NCBI's taxonomy places the organism in Eukaryota, Metazoa, Chordata, Amphibia, Anura, Pelobatidae.